Dipodomys spectabilis (banner-tailed kangaroo rat) is the source of this 1049-nucleotide messenger RNA. RefSeq names its product COMM domain containing 5 (gene Commd5). The transcript is spliced from 2 exons. The record is from RefSeq and is a predicted model, not a curated record. Lineage: Eukaryota; Metazoa; Chordata; Mammalia; Rodentia; Heteromyidae. The coding region runs from base 236 to 910 and encodes 224 amino acids. Gene Ontology annotation, cellular component: nucleus.
GAGUGGUGACGGGGCCUCAGCUGCCCUGUGACUGACUUCGAGGACGCUCGAGGGCUUUCCUGCUCCUUGGUUCUCCUCUCCGCUCACCUCAGAGGUCACUUCCUCUGGGAGACCUCCCUGGCACUGGGAUUCAUCUGGCCGCCUCCCUGGCAUUCUUCACACUUACUUGGUAGUUCUCAGUCCGCAUUCUGAGGGCGGCGGCUCCACUUGGGCUGAUCAAGGAAGAGGAAGCAGGAUGUCCGGCUUGGGGGCUACAGCUCCAUACCUGCAUCACCCAGCAGACAGUCACAUUGGCCAGGCCAGUUUCUUGGGGCCCCAGCUGCCUCCAGAAGUGGCAGCAAUGACCAGGGUCCUGGAAAGUCUGGACAGAAGCACAUUCAAAAAGCUGCUGAAGCUUGUAGUUUGCAGCCUGCAAGGGGAGGACUGCCGAGAAGCCGUACAGCACCUCAGUGCCAGUGCCACCUUCCCGGAGGAACAGCUGGGUCUCCUACUUGGAGGUACAUACACACUCCUCCAGCAGGCCCUCCGUUUGCCCCCCAGUAGCCUGAAGGUAGACAUCUUCAAAGACCAGCUCCAGGAGCUUGGCAUUCCCUCAGACCUGGUUGGAGACUUGGCCGGCGUAGUAUUUGGGGGACAGCGGCCCCUGCUGGACUGUGUGGCCCAGCAGCCAGGGGCCUGGCUACCCCACAUCUCCAGUCUCCGAUGGCGGGUGGAUGUGGCAAUCUCCACCAGUGCCCUGGCCCGUUCCCUACAGCCAAGUGUGCUGAUGCAGCUGAACCUCUCAGAUGGAUCUGCCUACCGCUUGGAGGUCCCCACAGCUAAGUUCCAGGAACUUCGGUAUAGUGUGGCCCUGGUCUUGAAAGAAGUGGUAGAGCUGGAAAAGAAGUGUGAGCGCAGACUGCAGGACUGAGCCCUCACGUGUCAGGCAUUCCAGCUGGUGUGAAGUCCCACCUCCUAUGUAGCAGGCUUCUAUUGAGGGUCUGGAUUGUAAGCGUGUGAUUUUGUUUUAAUAGUUUUGAAAUAAAUUUUAUUUGGCAUGUUUUUCCUAA